Molecule: messenger RNA, 3291 nt
Organism: Moesziomyces antarcticus
Lineage: Eukaryota; Fungi; Basidiomycota; Ustilaginomycetes; Ustilaginales; Ustilaginaceae
Product: chitin synthase
Exons: 1
Coding region: 1-3291 (1096 amino acids)
Cellular component (GO): cell periphery; cell septum
Molecular function (GO): chitin synthase activity
Source: RefSeq, a predicted model, not a curated record
AUGAUGCUACGGUGCAGGCGAGCGGGGUCCAUCUUGGCUGAGUUUCUACGCCGUCCAGGGCUGUCUUUGCUUGCCGCUGCAUGGGAGCUCGAAUCGACUGCCGUUGAAGCUCCGGCAGAUGGCUGCACGUCCCCCCGCUCGGGACGCGAGCUCUCUUUGCCGCCAUCAUCCGUUGCUAUCCUUUGCCUUCCAUCCACUUUCCUUGCAUUGCUCCCACCACCAUCCCUUGUAGCCUACUCGUACCUGCGACGACCACGAUACGCGCCUGACACGCGCGCGCUAACGAACACACUCAUGGCCCACUACUCUAGACCGGCUUCGGCUGCCGGUCAUGCUGCCGACCAAAAUGACCUUUCCAACCAGUACCCCUUCUACCCGGACCCGGACCUCAUCCAGGGCAGCGCUGCCAACACGUCGUUCGCGAAUCCAUACGAGGCGUCGGCAGCGUCGCACACCUCGCCCUUUUCGGACGCACAUGCUGCCCAGGCUUCCAUGCUGCCCCUCCACCAGCAGGCACACCAUCCGCAAAUGACGAUCAGCAUCGAGCAGCAGCGACAGGCACACAUGCCGCAGCUCAGCGAGAGCUUCUACAGCCAGGCGGCGUAUGCGCUUGCCAGUCCACCUCCCGCGGCUACCAGCCCCGUGCGCGGCCUCGCUACGCUGCCCGAGUACUCGCAGCCACCACCCGCCGACGGCUACUCGUACUACAACCAGCAGUCCGCUGGCGUGCCCAGUGCUGCGGGGCACUACUCGUCGCUCGGACACGGCGAGGAGGAGGACGACGACGAUGCAGACACAAAGUACUCACCCAACUCGGUGUACGACGAGAAGCACGACUAUGCGGUCGGUAGGGCGGCGGGCAUGGCGUACCUCCAAAGCCCGUAUGCGCAGGUCGAGACGAACGACGACGAGGACAUCGACGACCCCUACAGCGCCCUUACGCGCGAUACGGCGUUCGGCGGCCACGAACACCAGCACAGCGACCAGAGCCCCUACCAUGCCGGCUCGGGCUUUGCAGGCGCUGCAGCGGGCGGAUUCGGUGACAACCACUUUGACACGCAGCACUUUGGCCCCGCGCCCGCACGCGGAGCCCAGCUGCGUCGCCACAAGACCAAGAAGAACGUCCGCCUCACCAAGGGCAAUCUCAUCCUCGACUGCCCCGUCCCCACGAAGCUGCAGACGUUCCUCACGCGGCGAGCCGAGGACGAGUUCACCACCAUGCGCUACUCGGCCGUGACGUGCGAUCCGGACGACUUUGCCGCCGAGAGCUUUACGCUGCGUCCGGCGCUGUACGGCCGCCACACGGAGCUCUUCAUUGCCAUCACCAUGUACAACGAGGACGAGGUGCUGUUUUGCCGCACCUUCCACGGCGUCAUGAAGAACAUUGCGCAUCUGUGCUCGCGCAACAAGUCGCGCACCUGGGGCAAGGAGGGCUGGAAGAAGGUGGUGGUGGCCAUCAUCUCUGACGGACGCAAGAAGAUCCAUCCUCGCGUGCUCGACUGUCUCGCCGCACUCGGUGUCUACCAGGACGGCGUGGCCAAGAACAUGGUCGACGGCAAAGAGGUGCAGGCACAUCUGUACGAGUAUACGACACAGCUUUCGAUCGACUCGAACCUCCAGUUCAAGGGCGCAGAGAGGGGUCUGGUGCCGAUGCAGAUCAUCUUCUGCCUCAAGGAGAAGAACGCCAAAAAGAUCAACUCGCACCGCUGGUUCUUCAACGCCUUUUGUCCGAUCCUGCAGCCCAACGUGACGAUCCUGCUCGACGUCGGCACGCGCCCGGAGAACAAGUCGAUCUACUAUCUGUGGAAGUCGUUUGACCUCAACAGCAACGUCGCCGGUGCGUGUGGCGAGAUCUGCGCCGAGACCAAGGGCAAGUGGGGCGUCGGCCCGCUGCUGCUCAACCCGCUCGUGGCGGCGCAGAACUUCGAGUACAAGAUCUCCAACAUCCUCGACAAGACCACCGAGAGCGUCAUGGGCUACAUCUCGGUGCUCCCCGGUGCCUUUUCGGCGUAUCGCUACAUUGCGCUCCAGAACGACGAGUUUGGCCACGGCCCGUUGGCGUCGUACUUCAAGGGCGAGAAUCUGCUCGGUGCAGAUGCAGACGUGUUCACCUCCAACAUGUACCUCGCCGAAGACCGUAUUCUGUGCUUCGAGCUGGCGGCAAAGAGGGGGCACGGAUGGGUGCUCAAGUACGUCAAGUCGGCACGCGGCGUUACCGACGUGCCCGAGGGCCUGCCCGAAUUCAUCUCGCAGAGGAGGAGGUGGCUCAACGGCUCGUUCUUCGCUGCCGUCUAUGCGCUCUACCACACGGCGCAGUUCGUGCGAUCGGGCCACAACGUGUGGCGCAAGUCGCUGCUCGUCUUCGAGAGCUUCUACUCGUUCAUCAACAUGUGCUUUGCCUGGUUCGGCCUGGCCAACUACUACAUCUUCUUCCGCAUCCUCACCACCUCGCUCGAAGACCCCACCUUCAAGCUGCGCGGCAUCGGCGUAUUCAACGUGUUUAUGCAGUACAUCUACCUCGGCACUGUCGUGGCUUCGUUCAUCUUUGCGAUGGGCAACCGUCCGCAGGGAAGCAGGUGGAAGUACUGGGCGGCCGUGGUCAUCUUUGCGCUGCUGACCGUGUACAUGAUGGUGGCGGCGGUGCUGUGUCUGUCCAAGGUGGUGGCAAGGGUGGAGCACGAUGCCAUCUAUGCGCAGAUGGUCGUCUCGCUCCUGGCCACGUACGGAGUGUACCUGAUCAGCUCGCUGCUGGCGUGCGACCCGCUGCAUCUCGUCACGAGCUUUGUCCAGUACCUGCUGCUUGCGCCGACGUACAUCAACAUCCUCAACAUCUAUGCCUUCUGCAACCUCCACGACUUUAGCUGGGGCACCAAAGGCGACACCACCGUCUCCAAGGACCUUGGCGCCGUCGUGUCGACUGGCAAGGGCACGGUUGAAAUCACCCUGCCCACGGCACAGGCUGAUAUCGACACCGCCUACGAUGACGCACUCAACAACCUCAGGACCCGCCCAAUGAUCAUCCGUGGCGACGCCAGCAACGAGGAAAAAGCCGCCAGGCAGAUGGACUACUACAAGAAUAUCCGCACUAACGUCGUGCUCGCCUGGGCCCUCAGCAACGGCGUCGUCGCCGCCUUUAUCCUCAACGGCGACACCACCGGCACCUUCUCCGGCGGCGGCGUCACCCGCACCAAGGUCUACAUGGUCCUCGUCCUCGUCUUUGUCGCAGGCAUGGCCUGCAUCCGAUUCAUCGGCUCCACCCUCUACCUCACCAUCCGCCUCAUCAACGGCUAG